Messenger RNA from Aspergillus niger, 2910 nucleotides. RefSeq lists its product as uncharacterized. The transcript has 4 exons. Bases 1 to 2910 code for a protein of 969 amino acids. Lineage: Eukaryota; Fungi; Ascomycota; Eurotiomycetes; Eurotiales; Aspergillaceae. The record is from RefSeq and is a predicted model, not a curated record.
AUGCGUUUGAUAAACGUUAAUACACUCAAAUUAGAGGAAUUCCAAAGGAAAGUGCCCCGUUACGCUAUACUCUCGCAUACGUGGGGAGCCGACCACGAGGAACUAUCAUUUCGCGACAUCAACGAAUGCAAUAUCGGAAAAGGGAGUUUACCAUUCAAAGUCGCAAAAUGCUGUGAACAGGCAGAGAAGGAUGGUCUUAAGUAUGCAUGGGUCGAUACGUGCUGCAUUGACAAAACAAACUCAGUAGAACUCGGUGAAGCCAUCAACUCCAUGUUUCGAUGGUACAACGGAGCCGCUGUUUGCUAUGCCUAUCUGGCCGAUGUCACCUCUGGGUAUAAUCGAAGUUUUCCCUUGGCACAAUUUUGCUCCUGUCGCUGGUUCCAACGAGGCUGGACCCUACAAGAGCUUUUGGCUCCUGAUAGUCUUCGAUUUUAUGAUUCGGAAUGGCGCUACUUGGGAACAAAAGCAAACAGGUCGAGCACCAUUGAACGGAAAAUCGGGAUACCGCGACGAUUCUUGCAAGGAACGGCUUUGGGCGAGGCAAGCAUUGCUCAGCGUAUGUCAUGGGCCUCUAAGAGAGAAACAAAACGAGAGGAAGACAUUGCUUACUGUCUUCUUGGGAUUUUUGAUGUAAACAUGCCAAUGAUCUAUGGCGAGGGUGGCGUUCGAGCGUUCACUCGGUUACAGCGAAAAAUCAUGAGAAGCUCGAAGGAUGAAUCUAUCCUAGCUUGGGGUUUUCAAGCCAUUGAACCACCAACGAUUGACUCCGAAGACCUGGCCGUAUCGGCAGGGGUACUUGCAGCAUCUCCAGCUGACUUUACCAACUGUGGAGAAAUAGUCCCACGAAAGGACAAGGCAAAGUCUCCGACUACAUUCACUAUUGAAGGGGGCCUCGUCCGGAUUAGUCUCCCUUUGUUUUCAACAAUAACUGGUGAGGUCUUUGGACUACUAAACUGUGGUCCUCAGCACGAACGCAAAGCAGUGGUAGGAAUCCCACUGAGUGAUAAGCCGUCUGGCGAGUAUCUAAGGCCACAAGGGCGCUCUUCGUACAGUUUCUCAAUUGAUAAAACCCGUGCCCCAGCCCAGCCUGUGUAUAUUCAGAUCGGGCGGGAGAAGAAGAGCGUCUCGGAAGUCAGUGCUCAGAAUUACUUCUAUAUCGAUGAUCCCAUUGAAACAGGAUUAGAAUUGAUUGAGGUUGAACCGCAAAGUCGCUGGUGGAAAGACCGUUCUCUCAUCAUGACAUCGAACGACCCUGCUGACGAUACUACACAACAAACCUGGACCCGAUUCCGUACUGAAGGUGAAGGGUCCAGCGACUUUCUGGUGCUUCUCGAGUUUCAAUCGCAGGGGUCGCAAGUGCAGGCUCGAUGCCACUUAAUGACAGCAUCAAGAAGUACAUCACUGGUGGAUGUAGCACAAAGAGCCAGUUGUAUAAGGCAAGACGCAUUCGGUAAAUCAGGUGCCAGUGACAGCACCCACAGCAUUCAGGCCAGCGUGGAACGAGACAGCGUGCAAGAGAUAUUUGUGGUGAAAUUGACCGCAACAGCGAGUCCGCCCAGCGUUACCAUUGAUGCCACAUUUGAGUUAGAAGUAUUGAUGCUUAAAAUUGAACUGGAGAGCAUAAUGAAGGAUGAAGAUGAUCUUCGUCUUGAAGCAGAGUAUUUCGACAAGCCUGAAGAAGAGACAAUUUCCUCCUUCGAAUCUGCCAAAGCAAGCUUGAGUGAAAUAGAAGAGGAAAUUAAAAGGUUGAACGAGCAGAAAGUUCGACUACUCAAACUACUUAACAGAGCUUCACGGAGUGUCCGAGUGGAGGAGUUUAGGCAACGGGAAGCCAUAUUGUCGGAACGCAGAAAGUCAUUUGCAGGGAGAUUGGACGGGCGGCAACAAGCAGUAUUGAACAAUGGAUACGGCCUGCUUCUUCAUCAGACUCCGGGUAGGGAUACUGUGGCAGUCAAUUCCUCGGCUAAUCCAUCAGUGGUUCAAAGCAGUUCAAUAGGACAUUCUGGUUGGGUUCACGGUUAUGACGAACCGAUGCUUUCUGACACUGAAGUCGAAGAAGCUGAGGCCGAACUGGCGGAGCUGGUAGAUUCUGAAGUUGAACUGGCGAAAGUCAUCGAUGAAAUGUUCAGGAGGGAUCACUUUCUUAGCCAGCUUUUCAGCGACAAAAGGGGUUUUAUAAUAUACUUAUACAAAAAGGCCCUGGAUAUGUAUCCGGACAGCGACCAGCACCCCGAGUACAAAAACAUCGUGACAGACACAAUCAAUGUGUCCAUGCACCAACAAGUGUUCUAUUGCGCAAUUGGACAUGAAGAUCGUUGGGAUGUCCAAAAGAAAUUCGUGAAGCUGCUCGCCAAGCUCACUACUCAAGUCAUUCCCGCUGGCAAAGGGGUUGCGCUACGUUUCAUCAACCGCGAAGUUGAUAACUCCCCUAACCUCACAUUUGAACGGGUGCAGAAGAUCAUGGAUUCCAUGCCAUUGAGGCUCGGUAGCAGCACGGCGAUUGGGAGAAACUUAAAAUCUAGAAUUCUUGAGCCUCUAGUCUACAGCAAGAUCAUUUCUCAGAGCCUUGACAGGCCACUGCUCAUCACUAUCACGAUUGCUGGCCGUCCGGAAACCGAAGCUGAGUCCGAAUUCAUGAACGCUAUCAGAGAGUGUGGCAGAAAGCUAGAACGCGCCGGAUACCCCCGCAACACUGUGGUAUUCAUGAUCUAUCAAAUUGGCACAAACAAAAAGACCGUGGAGUUCCUACAACGUCUUCAAGGCGAUCCGGAUAUUCUCCCUGUCACCAAUGUUAUUCCUCAUCAUAAAUAUCGUUUGAGAAUGGAGGUCAUCCGUGACAGAGAUGGCUUGGAAUAUGAUUACAGAGUAUGGUCUUCCAUCAUCUAUCCCUGGUAUUUCCCGGCUGGUUGA